Fraxinus pennsylvanica is the source of this 309-nucleotide messenger RNA. Lineage: Eukaryota; Viridiplantae; Streptophyta; Magnoliopsida; Lamiales; Oleaceae. The record is from the annotation of a GenBank genome assembly.
AUGUACCUAAAGCUCUGGAAAAGUGGCAUACCUUGGGAAUCAAGAAUUUUGUCCAUUGCCGAGGAGACCUUAAGAGAGUUUUUAUCAAAAGCCACUGAAACUGCCGUGGAGUGGAUUCAAAUUCUUGGGAUGAAGAUAGAGAUGGCCACAGAAUACAAACUCAUACCUGACAUCAAACCAGGACAAUCUGGCUGGACUAUAAAAACAAUAGUGUCAGAAAAAUGCUCUCCCAACAAAGCUCUGAACAGCGCAUUGAAAUACCAACACAUAUGGUUAAUGGAUCCUACGGCUCAAUCACAGCAUCAAUAA